Molecule: messenger RNA, 3370 nt
Organism: Serinus canaria (Common canary)
Lineage: Eukaryota; Metazoa; Chordata; Aves; Passeriformes; Fringillidae
Product: beta-1,3-galactosyltransferase 2-like
Exons: 2
Coding region: 1706-2698 (330 amino acids)
Cellular component (GO): membrane
Molecular function (GO): N-acetyl-beta-D-glucosaminide beta-(1,3)-galactosyltransferase activity
Source: RefSeq, a predicted model, not a curated record
UCCUAAAUGGGGCUGGGGGGUUCCUAAAUGGGGCUGGGGGUUCCUAAAUGGGGCUGGGUCCACGGUGUCACCUGGGGUCCACGUCACCUGUUUGAGGUGGCACCUGCGUGGCCCCGGUGACACCUGCUCGGUGACACUGCUCGGUGGCACCUGGGUGGCCGCAGGAGGAAGUUUGAGGAGGGCUGGGUGUGGCCCGGGGGGCGUGGCCCGGGCCAGGUGUGGCACCUGCGUCACCCGUGCCCGCACAUUUCUGCCCCUGCCGGGCACGGCGGCCACAGAGGCACCGCGGGCGCGGUACUGGGAGCACUGGGAGUUACUGGGAGCACUGUGAGUGACUGGGACACAACUGGGAGUUACUGGGAGCUGUGCCUGGAGCUAACUGGGAGUCACUGGGAGCACUGGGAGUCACUGGGAGCUGUGCCUGGAGCUAACUGGGAGUGACUGGGAGCACUGGGAGCUGUGCCUGGAGCAAACUGGGAGUGACUGGGAGCACUGUGAGUGACUGGGACACAACUGGGAGUUACUGGGAGCUGUGCCUGGAGCUAACUGGGAGUCACUGGGAGCACUGGGAGUCACUGGGAGCUGUGCCUGGAGCUAACUGGGAGUGACUGGGAGCACUGGGAGUCACUGGGACACAACUGGGAGUCACUGGGAGCACUGGGAGCUGUGCCUGGAGCUAACUGGGAGUGACUGGGAGUUACUGGGAGCUGUGCCUGGAGCGAACUGGGAGCACUGGGAGUCACUGUGAGUGACUGGGACACAACUGGGAGUUACUGGGAGCACUGGGAGCUGUGCCUGGAGCUAACUGGGACACACUGGGAGUUACUGGGAGACACUGGGACACACUGGGAAGGGCUGGGAGCAGCGCCGGGGUUAACUGGGAGCCACUGGGACACACUGGGAGUCACUGGGAGACACUGGGACAUACUGGGAAGGGUUGGGAGCAGCGCCGGGGUUAACUGGGAGCCACUGGGACACACUGGGAGCCACUGGGAAGAGCUGGGAGCAGUGCCUGGGGUUAACUGGGAGUCGCUGGGAGGCACUGGGACACACUGGGACACACUGGGAAGGGCUGGGAGCAGCGCCUGGGGUUAACUGGGAGUCACUGGGAGCCACUGGGAGGCACUGGGACAUACUGAGAAGGGUUGGGAGCAGUGCCUGGGGUUAACUGGGAGCCACUGGGAGCCACUGGGACAUACUGGGAAGGGCUGGGAGCAGCGCCGGGGUUAACUGGGAGCACUGGGGUCAACUGGGAGCACUGGGGUUUCCCGGUGAUGCUGCUCCUCAUUUCGGGAAGCCGGGGGUGGCCUUUGUCCCUUUGUCCCUUUGUCCCUUUGUCCGUCUGUCCCAGCCCGCCUGGCGCGCAGCCAGGGGACAGUGAGGGACUCUCACACCCCGCCCAGUGCUGGGGGACUGGGAGGGACUGGGAGCAGCACCGGGUUAACUGGGAGGGGCUGGGAAGGGAUGGGAGCAGCGCCUGGGGUUAACUGGGACACACUGGGAGUCACUGGGAGGGGCUGGGAAGGGCUGAGGGAACUGGGAAGGGCUGAAGGCGGCACCAGGUCAAACUGGGGGGAACUGGGAUGAACUGGGCAGAGCUGGACUCAGCCCCAGGACCCCCAGGGCUCCCCCCAGACCCCAAACUGGUCUGACUGGUGGAACUGGCGGGCCCCGGGUGGCGCCUCCCGCCCUUAUCAGCCCGACCAUGAAGCUCCCUCCGAGCUGCCGCCUGCUCCUGCUGCCGCUGGCCGCCGCUCUGACCCUGCUGGCCCUGCACGCCCGCCGCUCGCCGCCCCCUCCCCGCAUCACCGUCCCCCCCAGCCCCGCUCCGCGCCCGGCCAACGCCUCGGAGCCCCCGCGGCCCCCGCGGCACCCGCUGCAGCCGCCGUACCCGUACCCCUACCGCUUCCUGCUGAACCACCCCGACAAGUGCCGGGAGCGGGCGCCGUUCCUGGUGCUGCUGGUGGUGACGGCCCCGGCCGACCUGGCGGCGCGGGACGCCGUGCGCCGCACCUGGGGCGACGAGGGCGCCGUGCCGGGGCUGGCGGUGCUGCGGCUCUUCCUGCUGGGCGUGCACCCCGUCUUCGAGGCCGAGCUGCGCCCCGUGCUGCGGGAGGAGGACGAGCUGCACGGCGACCUGCUGCAGCAGGACUUCCUGGACACCUACAACAACCUGACGCUCAAGACCCUGAUGGGCUUGGAGUGGGUGAGCCGCUUCUGCCCCAACGCCAGCUACGUGAUGAAGGCCGACCACGACGUCUUCCUCAACCUGGAGUACCUGGCGGGUUUGCUGCGGCCGCCCAGGAGCGACUUCCUGACGGGCUACGUGUACCGGCGGACCGGGCCGCUGCGGAACCGGGCCUACAAGUGGUUCGUGCCGCGGGAGGUGUACCCCAACGACACCUACCCGCCCUACUGCGGGGGACCGGCCUACGUGCUCUCGGGGGACCUGGCGCGGCGCGUCUUCGGCGUGGCGCAGACCCUGCCCGCCAUCAACAUGGAGGACGCCUUCGUGGGCAUCUGCCUGCACGCGCUGGGCGUGGCGGUGACCGAGCCGCCGCCCGGGACCUUCACCAUGUACCGGCUGGACUACGACCGCUGCCGCUUCUCGCGCCUGGUCAUGGUGCACCACUACGGGCCCCGCGAGCUGCUCCGCCUCUGGCCGCACUUCCGCAACGCGUCCGGCAAGUGUCCCUAGGGCGGGGACGCGCUGGGGCUGGCGGCGUGCUGGCUGUGCUGGUGUGGCUGGGAUCCACUGAGUGUCACUGGGAUCCACUGAGUGUGACUGGGAUCCACUGAGUGUCACUGGGAUCCACUGGUGUCACUGGGAUCCACUGAGUGUGACUGGGAUCCACUGACUGUAACUGGGAUCCACUGGUGUCACUGGGAUCCACUGAGUGUCACUGGGAUCCACUGACUGUAACUGGGAUCCACUGGUGUCACUGGGAUCCACUGAGUGUCACUGGGAUCCACGAGUGUCACUGGGAUCCACUGAGUGUGACUGGGAACUGCUGGUUGUAACUGGGAUCCACUGGUGUUACUGGGAUCCACUGGUGUCCCUGGGAUCUCUCCAUGUCACUGGGAUCCACUGAUGUCCCUGGGAUCUCUCGGUGUCCCUGGGAUCUCCCGGUGUCCCUGGGAUCUCCCGGUGUCCCUCUGUGCCUGGUCUGGUUCCGGAGCAGCCACUGAGCCUCGGGGUCCCCCCAGGACGUUCCCGUCCCUCCGAGCCUGGAGCAGCUGCUCCAUCCAAUCACUGAGCUGCUUUUGGUCAUCGAGGAUGGAUCAGGGCCGGGAUCUGCCGGGAUCUGGGAUCCACCGUGCCGCGUUAACUUAUAUCCAGAGUUUCUAAUAAAAGGGCUGGAGCCUCGUC